AUGGACUUCGACGCCCUUCGCGCGCGCACACUGCGCUCUGGUGCAGAUGAGGAGGCAGUAACAGUCAAUACAAGGGCUUUGAUUGACAAAGUGCUGGCCAGGUACUCUGGAGAGUGGACUGUCUUGCGAGAGUUGCUACAGAACGCGGCAGACGCUUCAGCAACAAAGAUCACUAUCAAAUUCGAGACACUCCCUUCAGCCACUGUUCCCGUGCCCACGGAUCCCUCCCCGUCGAGUCUUUUGAAGCAUACGGUUCUACAUCAUACUUUAAAGAGACUGGUUGUGACAAACAAUGGCCAACCUUUCAGUGAGAAUGACUGGAACAGGUUGAAGCGAAUUGCAGAAGGAAAUCCCGACGAGACAAAGAUUGGUGCCUUUGGGGUGGGGUUUUAUUCCACUUUCGCAGACUGCGAGAAUCCUUUCGUCUCCUCGGGGAAGGAGGCAAUGGCAUUUUUCUGGAAGAAUAACUCCUUAUUCACGAGACGGUUACAGCUACCGGAAUCCGAGACUUCGACAGACACCAACUUCGUCCUUGACUACCGGGACACCACCUCUCCAGUGCCUCCGUUACUUCCCUUGGCACAAUUUCUAGCAAACAGUCUGACUUUUGUGGGACUGGAGAACAUAGAGCUUUGGCUGGACGAAUGGAAUCUGCUUUCGCUGCAAAAGAAGACAUCUCCAAGUUAUGAGGUGGCGAUCCCUCGUGAUAUUGAGCCCAAGACAAGUGAGGGCUUUAUGAAAGUUACCAAAGUCUCAAAAGAGAUUGCCCAGAUCGAUGGCCGUUGGAUGGGCGUCAUAGGCUGGAAGGCCACCAGGGAUACGGCUCGGUCAAUCGAGAAAGACUCCGCUCCCUCUCUUCGCAAAUUCUUCUCACGGUUAGCAGGAACUGUGCAGGAAGAAAGCCAGGCAGAAGUCCGACCUGACCGCUCAGUUGAGGGAGAUCUGUUGGCGACGAAAGUGUCUGCCACCGUCUUCCUUAACGUAAAUACAGCCACCAUCAAGACAUUUACCCGCCAGAAAUUCAAUGAGGAGCUGGAGCGUGCAACCAAAAAGCCACCACCAAAGUUCACGAAACUCGCCAUCCUGACGGCCCCCUAUAUCGAGGAUGCCAGCCUUACCAAGGCGUCUGCUGCUGGUGAUGUCUUUGGGACGGUCCUUCCAAGCAGAGGAGGUAAGAUAUUCAUUGGCUUUCCGACGCAUCAGACCACCGGUCUGAGCGCACAUAUUUCCGCACCUUCGGUCAUUCCAACAGUCGAACGAGAAUCUAUCGAUUUGAAUGCCAGGUAUGUGAGGACGUGGAACAUGGAGAUGCUUCGUGCAGCUGGUAUUGUUUGCAGGAUUGCAUGGUCGUGUGAGAUGCAAGAGCUCAAGGAAAAGACCCUGCGAGAAGCCAACGGCAAAUCCAAGAUUCGCAUGGAGGAAGUCAAUCCUUUCUUGGACGAGGCAAUCACUACCUUCAAGAACUUCACCUUCAGAGAGUCAACUCCUUCAGCUUCGAUCGGCCAGCUCCUUGAAGAUGCUUUCUGGACAUGCAGCAAGAAAGCAUCCAUCGAGGUGGUUUCCACAUGUGGAGUGCUUCCCACUCACGACGUCCGGAUAGCUCCGAAGGACAUGAGCUUCAUGGAAGGCAUUCCGAUCUUGCCUGAAAAGUUAGUGUCUGAAGCCAAAGUUUUGGUGUCUAAGCUGGUCGACUUCGGUCUCCUGACUGAAGUCACUGUAACCGACAUCAAAUCUGCACUCGAGUCGAGUCCUCUGACCACACCGCAAGUGUCCGAGUUUCUUGGUUGGCUCACAAAACAAGCAACCGGUGGAAAGCUUGACAAGUCUACGAUAUCAAGUCUGCUGGCUGUCGCCGUUGCUAACGAUGACAGCCCCGAGGAGAAUAGAAGUCCACUUCUUCAACUUGGAGAAAUUCGUCAUUUCCUGAACCCCAGCCGAACACCCGUCGAUUUCCCGGUGCCACCCUCGGUGAUGCCCUUCAAGUUCACAAAGAGCAUGAGCAAACACGAGCUAGAGAGUCUUGGAUGGGAGGAACUUCAAUUGGUGACAUGGGUACGCUGGCUCAUCGCCCAAUCUGGAAAUCGUCAAGUCCUUUCCGAGAACCAAGACAUCACGAAAUCUGCAGAAUUCAGCUCUCAGGUUCUGCCUCUCCUUUCCAAACAAUGGGAUUCGCUCAGUCAGACCUCGAAGUCGUCGCUAGUAGAAUUACUCGUCAAGCAUACAGUCAUCCCUACGAAAUUCGGGAUGAGAAAACCUAGCGACGCUUAUUUUCCAAGUGUCAAGCUAUUCGAUGAUCUGGCGAUUAUCGAAGGCCUCGGAAAUGUCAAGGAUAAGUUCUUGCUGGCCCUGGGUGUCCGCAAGACAGUGGAGUUGGGUGUCGUGUUCGAGCGGCUUCUGGCAUUGGAGCCCAAGACUGCCAAAAGCGUUGGCAGUGCGAAGCCGCAAUGGAGUCACGUUGACCUGAUCAAAUACCUUGCCUCUGUAAAAGAUGAUAUCCCGGGAGCUGACAUACAAAAGCUCAGAAGUACCCCUAUAUGUCCCAGUCAACUCAAGGGCAGGGACGGAGGCGAGUCCACAGAGCGCUACAGAGUGAGCGACUUGUUCGAGCCACGACAUGACCUGCGCGAUCUCGGGCUGCCUGUUCUAGCUUGGCCUGGUCCCUAUCGGAGCAAUACUCCAGAGGGGAGGUUCUUGAACGCCCUCGGUCUUCGGACCACGCCUCUGGUCCCGGAACUCAUCCAAAUCAUGGCGGAAUCGGGCAAGAAAGGACCUAGCUACGAUCUCGACCGCCGCGACAGAGCCCUGGCUUAUUUCUUGUCUCAUCAUCACGCUUAUGGCUAUGGUCUAUUCGAUUAUCAGAGCAUCACGCUUCCUUUCUUGCCACUUGAGAACAAGCCCGGCCAGCUUGCUACUCCGACGCAGUGCUUUGCGAAUGAAGGAGCUACUCUACUCGGCUUCGACACUCUGAAGCGCGAUUGGAUUCCCCACGCCGCAAAGUUCGGCGUUAGAGAGCAUCCCCCCAUGGAUCUUUGCAUCAAUAUCCUUGCCAAACGGCCGCCGGUCACGGCUCAUGACGCUCGGACUAUCUUCACCUAUUUCGCAGGUCGGCUGGCAGAGAUCAACAACCAUAAUAUGUCGAGACUGAAUGGUAUGGAUUUCAUUCCCAUCUUCGCCAAGAACAAGGAGAAGUCGGCUCCCAAACUCCACACGUCCCCUCGAAACUGUUUUCUGGGCGAUAGUGACGCCUUUGGGGAGAUCUUCCACUACGUCGAUUUCGGUGCUGAAGCGAACUCGUUCCUCAUCAAAUGUGGUUCGAAGCAAGAGCCUUCUAAAUUAGAGAUUGCGCAGAUCCUCGUGAAGGAGCCUGCGCGGAUCUCUGCAACGUUCCGCAACGCUGAAAAGUACAUGACUUUGCUUCGGAGUAUGGCCGAAGCUGCCAAAACCCUGAAAAAGAACAAGGAGCUCUGGGCAGAGAUGAAGAGAGCACCAUUCCUCCUUGCAAGCAGGGAGCUUCCCCCUCCGGCAUCCUCGGCAGAGAAACACCAUGCCGACGACGCGGAUAAUCUUGACGAGGAAGAGGUCCAAGGUAUCCGCGAAUUCCAACUAUGCAGUGCCGAAGAUGCUAUCAUCAUCGACGAUUACAUCAACUACAACCUGUUCAAGGCAGACAUACUUGCAGCACCCCAGGAAGAAAGUCUCGAGGACUUUUACUUCGCUCUGGGUUCUCCCUUGCUUAGCUCUCUGGUCGAGGAGGCCGCGCGCCAUGGCCCCCGAGCGCAUGAUCAGAAGCCGGCACAGAAGCUACAGAAACAGAUCCUAGAGAGGUCGACACUGUUUCUACAUGAACAACCGCCGGAAACCAUCAAGCAUGAUGCAAAGUGGCUGGAAAAAAAUCUGCAAGUCCAACUUGUCUCAUCCAUCUCAUUGAGACGAUCACUGCGAGGAAGAAAUGUCAGUCACACCGAAAAGCGCACUGCUGUAAUCACAGCGGUAAACAGAGAGUACACAUUGUGGAUCACAGGUGCAAAGCCUGACCUCUACCAAGUCAGCCAGGCUUUGGUCCACAUCUUGCUAACAAGACCUAAGUUGCAUUCUGCAAUCACUCUCGAAAUGCUACUGAAGACGGAGUUGCUCGAUCUCCGCGCACGGGGCUUCAACGUCUCUCGCAUUCUGCGACAGAAGGCGGCAGAAGCCCGGCUCGCUGAGAGCAAGAGACAACAGGAACUCGAGGAGCAACAGAAGAGGAUUGAGGAGGAGGAAAAGGCCUGGCGAGCCUCUCAGGAACAAGCUGCAAACGGCAAAGCUGCACGGAAUCACGUCCCAGGUGGAUUCCCAGACUCACCGGACAGCAGAGCACUGACCGGCCCAGAACCCAGCCCCGCCGCUCCAGCCGGUAAUGAAGAUUUACGGAGACAAGGUCGUAAUUUGUUUUCCAAUCUUUCGCGUCAGCUCGGGCUUGGCAACAAUCGUCACAUUCAACAGAUGCUGGGCCGCAAUGACGAUGAGCCUCCAGCUAUCGCAAGCGGUGAGACGGCAGACCCACCUCCCCCCUAUCAGUACAACCAGCAGAGUGGUCAGACUAAGUCGACCGGGUCGUCAGUCACCGCUCCUCACCAACUCCAGGAGAAUCUGCUCAAUGCCAUCAAAAAGUCCCGCGCUCACAAUUCCUCGGACUUGUUCAGUCGUGGGGAAACCAAUGUUCUCCAAGAGACCAAAUCCUACUGCGACGAGCACCCUGCCCAUGAUCUUACUUUUGUUGCUGAGAUCAAGGACGGUAUUCAGUGCUUUCUUUCCCCUUCUUCUGUGGGCAACUCUUCACAAUUCCUCCAACACCACUCCGCUGGGUUGACUGCGUUUGCUCGUCUCCUGAAAUCGGUGGGAGACGUGUUUUCCCUCAACCCACGCACGCUGAAUAUUUUCUUCGAGACCUCGGGGAAGACGAUCGGCUUCAACAGAAACGGAAGCAUCUUCUGUAAUUAUCGGUAUUUUGAACAAUUGCAUGAGCGUAACAUGGGAACAGUGGGGAAAGAUGGGUACAGCGAGGCAUUUGUCUACUGGUGGGUGAUCUUGUGUCAUGAACUGGCGCACAACCUUGUUGCGGAUCAUAGUUCUGAUCACAGUUAUUAUACCGAGGGGUUUGUGGCACAGUACUUUACCAAGGUUGUCAAGAUUUUAGGACAAGCCCAGGCACAGCAAAAUGCCAGAACUGAGGCUCCUCUGGUCGAGAUUUGA
Fonsecaea multimorphosa CBS 102226 is the source of this 5232-nucleotide messenger RNA. RefSeq lists its product as uncharacterized. The transcript has a single exon. Bases 1 to 5232 code for a protein of 1743 amino acids. The record is from RefSeq and is a predicted model, not a curated record. Lineage: Eukaryota; Fungi; Ascomycota; Eurotiomycetes; Chaetothyriales; Herpotrichiellaceae.